UACUGGGACUCCUGUUCUCUAUACUCCAUGACGACAACCUGUAUUUUAAGAUGUUUGAGGUUAAGUAACUAGAAAAAUAGAGAGCACUUAAAACGUAUAAAGUUGAGACCGGUCUAUUUUGUAGAUAUAUAUGAAAAUGAAAAUUUUUCGAAAUCGAAUGAGUUUAUAUUCACUGUUACAAUUGAUUCUCAUUACACUUUAUUGCAAAGCUGCAUCAUGUCAAGAUAUAUCCGAAAACACUUGCCUACAGAUGCCUAAUAACUGCUGCCAAGUUGAAGGAUGAAUUUAUUGUGUUCAUUUCAUAAACACUUCCUUACACAGACAUAGUCUAUAAAAUAGAUCAAAUAUAUUACAUGUCAAUUUAUUAACAAAACAACACCAAGAAUCACGUUUUCAAAUAUUCUAUAAAUUGGUUAUGAUAAUUUGAAAAUUAAAUAAAGUUUUUUAAACAAAUAAUGCAAAAAGAUCAAAUCAAAAUCUUAUAGAUCCGCACUCUUUUUAUUACAACAGACAUCGAAAAGAAAUGCAGAAACCUAUAAAUGAUGGAAAAAAAAUUUCUACUGAAAUGUUUAGCACUAGUUCUAGUAUUAGAACAUUAAAAGAAACCAUAGAAUCUUCAAAUUGCAAUUGUGAUAAAAAAUUAAAAGAAUGUAAAGAUGAAAUGUCAAAUGCUUUAGCAUUCGAGAUGUUUUCGAAAAGGCUAGUGAAUAUGUUGUUGUCACAUAUUACUUUUAAGGAAGAAGACGAGAUUUUUAGUGGAAAAAUUUACCUGGAAGCUACAAGUUCACAAAUGCAAGUUCUUCGUGAUUUUGGGAAUGUAAAAGUUUCAAUAAGAUCCGUUGAUUCUAUACUUAGUGAUAUAAUAAGGAAACCAAGUACUUCUUUUUUUGAAGAUGCAAUUUCUUAUUCAGACUUAUUCUUGUCAAUUAUUCAGAGAAAUAAAUCUACCUGUGUAGGAAUAUUGAUAGUAAUGUUCAUAUUAUUUGUAAGUAGAUACAUAAGAUGGACAAGAGGAGCGAUUAUUCUUCUUGUCAUAGAUUUAAUUAUUGUCAUCAGCUUUUUUAUGACUUGGUAUCAACUCGUUAAGGAAGUUGAAAUAAAACAAACAGCUAAGCAAAUGAUGUUCUCUAAAAUGCCCAUUGAAUGUCAACCAGAAAAAAUGAACAUGAUGCAAUACAUUAUGUCAAAAGUUUCUUUCCAAGGAAGUACAGAACAAUGUGAAAAAUAUGUUGAAGCAAUGAUAGUGGAUCCUUUCGUGCAAGUGACACCUGUAAUGGCAUUAUCUCAUAUGUGCACUAAUUUUAUUCUGCAUCCUCUAUCUGUAGCUGGACACGUAAUUAGCAACUUUGUCGACAAUGCAACAGAAAAACUUGCGUGGCCAAUGAGAUGGACUGUGACUCUAUUACUCUUCAUAGGUGUGGCUUUACUAAUAAUAGUCCUACCAUUUUCUUUAUUUGGAGGAUCUUUAGGAUUUGGUAUUGGGCCGCUUUUUCAUUUUACUUUAGGCCGACAAAAAGAGAAAAUACCAGUUUGCGAUGUUAAAUCGCCUGAGAGAAUUGAGUUAAUUCGAGAGGUACCAACGAAUAUCGCUAUUCAAAGAACAGAAUCUGUUAAUAUGAAAAAGGCAGACAAUAAAGUUGUUAAACAACUUUUGGAGAAGAAGGAUGAACAGAUCCUACAUUUAAAUAAUAUUUUGCAGGAAUCUCUUAAGGAAAGGGGAGACUCGGAUGAUAUUGACAGAUGCAAUGAAGAAAUUGUCAAAUUAGAAUUAAGUGAUGAGAAAGAGCGUAAAGCAAUAAUACUUAAGGAAGAAGGAAGCGGAGAUAGAUGAUCUUAAGAUAUAGUAUUUAAAUGAGAAGACUGCUAACUAGAAAUUAUAAAAAAUGUAUUUCUAUUUAUUUCUAUUUUAAAAAAUUAAUUUUUUCUUUUUUUAAUUCUUUAAUAAAAUACACUUCUUGCUUCUUAUUAAAAGUUAAAUAUUAUUCAAAA
This is a messenger RNA of Leptopilina boulardi, 1989 nucleotides long. Its product is annotated as chloride channel CLIC-like protein 1. The transcript is spliced from 10 exons. Lineage: Eukaryota; Metazoa; Arthropoda; Insecta; Hymenoptera; Figitidae. The record is from RefSeq and is a predicted model, not a curated record. Gene Ontology annotation, molecular function: chloride channel activity. The coding region runs from base 524 to 1831 and encodes 435 amino acids. Gene Ontology annotation, cellular component: endoplasmic reticulum; membrane.